Molecule: messenger RNA, 2073 nt
Organism: Verticillium dahliae VdLs.17
Lineage: Eukaryota; Fungi; Ascomycota; Sordariomycetes; Glomerellales; Plectosphaerellaceae
Product: LysM domain-containing protein
Exons: 3
Coding region: 1-2073 (690 amino acids)
Source: RefSeq, a predicted model, not a curated record
AUGAUCUACAAUGAAAGUCUGCCCGACAACCUCCCGUCACUUUGCUCUAAGGCUCUUCUGGCUGACGUGCCCUGUGACCGCCUCGUGCGAGAUCUUCGCCCAGAUUUCUUUUACCGUCCAGCGUCUCUGGAGCGUAUGUGUACCUCGGGCUGCGCCGCAGCAUUGUCUUCAUGGACAUCGUCGGUCCGGUCCGCGUGCGGCAAGAAUGUGAGCGUCCCCACCGACUUUGACCUCCUCGCAUCGCCAGUGGUGAUUCCGGCCACACUCGAGCACACAUUUGAGUUUACGUGUCUGCGGGAGAAUAAUAAGUUUUGUGGCCCUGUUGCGGCCUUGGCUGCUGUCUUCACAGACCCUGGAGUAUCGCCUUUCAACUAUCUCAGUGAAGCGCCGGAGGGGACCACAGAUCCCGGUCGCUGUGACAGCUGCAUCGCAGCCAGGCUUCGUAUGCGCGCAGGAUCGCCCUACUUCGACGGCCCCAUCGUGGCAAGCGAAUCGCUCUACCAGAGACUUACGUCGAGCUGUGGCAUCACGGGCAAACCUGUCACCACCACAACUAUUGACUACUCCAUCAGCGAGCCUGAACCUACGGAAGAUUCUUGUGACGGAACGCAAUACACGAUCCAAAAUACUGAUGAUUGUUACAGCAUAUCCAAGGCCCAGGGUGUUGCCACAGCUUGGCUUUUGGCAGACAAUGGCCUCGCCGCAUACUGUGCUGACUUUCCCACGUCAGGCAGUCUCUGUAUUGCUAACAAGUGUGAUACCGUCACUGUUGGAGUCAACCAGACAUGUAUCGCUAUCGCCAACUCUGCAGGAAUAACAGUAACCCAGCUCAAGGCCUGGAACCAGGUCAUCAAUCCUGUGUGCUCCAACAUUGGCAUGAUGAACGGUACCACGCUCUGCAUCAGUCCUCCAGGACCUCGGCUGCCUCUGCCUGGGACUACCGAUAUUCCACCACUGGUCCCAACCACGGCCGCACCUGUGCCAACAGACGCCGCCGCGGGGUCCAACAAGCCAUGCAGCCGCUGGUACAACGUCGAAGCGGGCGACUACUGUAAUCUGGUGAUCCUCAAGUUCGCCAUCUCGCUGGACGACUUCCUCUUUCUCAACCCCGGCAUCAAUGCCAACUGCACCAACUUGUAUGCAAAAGAAAGCUACUGUGUACAUCCAGUGGGAGACAUCAACACCUACGCUGGCCGCCCUGGACAUGUCUCUAUCACAAUCGAUCCCAAUGCGACUUUCACCGGCAUUCCCUUCACCAUGCUUCCUAAUGCGACCGUAAAAGGCUAUUCACGGCCAUACACCCCUGCGCCGCUGGCCAAAGGAGUCCGCGAAGACUGUGUGCACUAUUUCAAGGGCGAUGACUACCAGUUUCCUCCAGACCAGCUUGGGUACUGGAAGAGCAAUUGCGAACUCGCCGCCCGCAACUAUGGCGCCGACAACGACAACUUCGUCGCCUGGAACGCAUUGGGUACCAAUGUCACCGACCCUUCCUGCUCUUUUGUACCUGGUGGGAGGUACUGCGGCUCCUGGAAUUCGCAGGUUGUCCGCACCAUCACUGAGACUGAGCCGGCGACUGCAACCACCGGCGAUGGGGGCCCGACUCCUCCUGCGCCGACACAUUCAGGUCAGCCUCAAGACUGUGAUACUUGGCAUGUCGUUUCCUCAGGCGACUCUUGCCAGUCAGUGGCAGACGACGCCGGCAUCUCACGGGACCAGUUUCACGACUGGAACCCGGCCGUCGGCCGUGACUGCUCAACCAACUUCUGGCUGGGCCAGGCUUACUGCGUCGGCGUUUCUGAAGACAUGGGCGACAUGUCCACAGUGGCAUCCUCCACGACGUCGUCCGUGACGCCCGGCCCUUCUAAGCCGGAACCACCAGGGCCAACGCAUACCGGUCAGCCGAGCGAUUGCGACGAGUGGGAUGUUGUGGAAACGGGCGAUACCUGUGGCUCACUCGCUGAGAGUAACGACAUUUCGUUGAGUCAAUUCUUUGACUGGAAUCCAGCAGUGAGCCGCGACUGUGUGGCCAACUUCUGGAUUGGCCAGGCAUAUUGUAUUGGAGUUUCAUCGUGA